AUGAUCGAUCAAGUACAUGAAUUCCUCAAUCAAGUUCGCCAAUUAUUAAAUACUACAGAAGAUAAUCACACAGAAGAUUUAUUGAUAGAAGCAGAAGAAGAAGAUAAUGAUGAUAAUGAAAAUGAAUCGGAACAAUGGAUUGAUGAAAAUGAACCAGGACAUUGUGCUGAUGUAGGUGAUAUUGUUUUUACUUUUAAAACAAUACCAGGUAAUCAGCAAUCAAGACAUACGUUGGAUAGUCGAUUAUAUCAACAAAUAUUGAAGAUGCAAGGUUGUCAAUUACUUGAUGUAUACAAUAGCAAUGCUCUUUAUAUGUGUAAAAACAAAGAAAUGCAAAGAAAAAUAAUGGAACAUGUAAAAGGAACAAAUGCAUAUUCGUUCAUGGAAAAACUUUGUGAAACAAAUCCAACAUGUGUUCAACAACGUUUAGAUACAAUAGUCGAGCAAGUAACUACAUUGUUGAAUGAUUUAAUUACAUCGCAUUCUAUCAAUGAUUCACAAUUUCGUCAAAUGAAUGUUGAUCGAUCAACAGUUCGAAUGGAUUAUCUCUUUUUUCUGCCAGAUACACGUCAAAAACAUGUACCAUUUCAACCUAUUAUGGUUUGUAGCUUAGGACCAACGAUAGGAAUUGCUCGUUAUAUUUAUCGUCUCCUUCAACCUAUCUAUGAUCAUGUAGCUCUUUCAACAACAUUUUUCAAAGAAACAGAUGCUGUACAUGCUAUUGAAAUAUAUGCAAAUAAAGAUUUAUUAUUACCAACGACAUUAUUUGCUAGUCUUCAUAUAAAUGAUUUAUGUUCAAUAUUAUCUCAUGAAGAAAUAUUACAAUCAUUAGAACGCUUUCUCAAUGAAUAUUAUAAAUCGGAUCAGCGUAUUCAAACUAUAACUAUCGAUACUAUUCUAAAACUCACCAAACUUAUACUUCAAAAUCAAUUUUUUAUCUACAAAAAUAAUAUCUAUCGACAAAUCAAAGGUGGUGCUACUGAAUCUCCAUUCACUAUUCUUUUGAUGAAUAUCUAUCUAUUCUAUUGGCAAGAUGAAUUAGUGAAAAUUAUGAUCAACCAAAAUGAAAUAUUUGGUCGAUGUUUUGAUAAAAUAUUUCUUACUUGGAAUGGUUCAAAAAAUGAACUUUGUUCAUUAUUGUACUCUACUAUUCUCAAGAAAAACAAACAAUCAUCUUCUUCUUCUUCUAUAAAGAUAACAACUUCAAUUGGAAAGAAAAUUAAUUAUAUGGAUGCUCAAAUAGGUCAUAUCAAUGGUAGUCUUCUAACUAAAGUCAAUCAUGAUACAGAUACUGAACCACGUUCUCUACCUUACGUAUCCAAUCAUCCACGUCUUUCAUAUUCAACAUUAAUUCGAGCAUCACUCAUUCGUGCUGUUCUCUGUUGUUCAAAUAUUCUCGAUUUUUAUAAAGAACGAGAUGAUAUUGAAGAAACAUUUCAUAGUAAUGGUUAUACUCAUGAUUAUACUGACGAUCAUGUUGAACAAUUCUUUCGAGAAUUUAAAUCAUUAAAAUUGAAAUCUUAUAUCAUUCAUCAAUCUAAAUAUGAGACGCUUCGUCGUCGUGUAUUCAAAUAUGAUCAACAACAAAUGAAUAUGACAAUUAAGCAACGAAAAGAUGAACAACAUAAAGAACUAUGGUAUAUUUCAACAACUUUGAAAGGAAAAGAAUUAAUUUAUUUACAAGAACUUUUCAAAACUAUUUGGCAACAAUAUCUUGAUAAUCACAUAGAAGCAAGAAAUAUUAAUAUAGAAAUCAUUGGUCAACCUAAAUAUCCAUCAAAUACAAAAUAA
Molecule: messenger RNA, 1791 nt
Organism: Adineta steineri
Lineage: Eukaryota; Metazoa; Rotifera; Eurotatoria; Adinetida; Adinetidae
Source: the annotation of a GenBank genome assembly